Nilaparvata lugens (brown planthopper) is the source of this 3200-nucleotide messenger RNA. Its product is annotated as gastrula zinc finger protein XlCGF17.1-like. Bases 465 to 1673 code for a protein of 402 amino acids. The record is from RefSeq and is a predicted model, not a curated record. The transcript has 4 exons. Gene Ontology annotation, molecular function: RNA polymerase II cis-regulatory region sequence-specific DNA binding; DNA-binding transcription factor activity, RNA polymerase II-specific. Gene Ontology annotation, biological process: regulation of transcription by RNA polymerase II. NCBI's taxonomy places the organism in Eukaryota, Metazoa, Arthropoda, Insecta, Hemiptera, Delphacidae.
UUGAAGGCUGAAUUAGGUUAUGUGGAGUAUUAGCUUGAGUAAGCAGUAAAAUUUGGAACAUACAAAACACUCAAUUUCAUGGAAUUAAGCUAUCUUUCCUCUAUGCUUGCACCAAGCAAAUGUUAUCGUUCUCCAGGAUCUUUAUGAGAUUAGAUUCACCUGAUCCGAAGGAGUGGUUAUAGUCGAGUGGAUCAGAUGCUGCUUCAUAAUUCAGAGACCUGGGCUCAAAUCCCGGCCUGAACAAGAUAUUUUUCUCAGCAACUCUCAUGUUUUAGAUAGACACAUAAAGUUGUCGAUGCUGCCUGAAAACAGUCAUGUCAGAGGCUCUGAAAUUGAUCAAUUAUCCCAUGUGCAAUAGAUGUCACUACUGAAAUUGAUUUCCAUUUAGUAAUCCAUUCUGUGAGAUUUCAAUAAUAAUUGUAGCCAAAUUUUUUGGUAACAGGUACAAUUUUAAUUCAUUGCAGAUGUCCACAUGUGACCAGAGAACAGAUAGCCAAUCACCAGUCUCAGAGCACAAUUCAUUGAGUGGAGAAUCAGAUUCCAGGUUGACUAAGGCGAUUGAAAGAGAGGUGUGUGGUGGUAGAACAGCCAAAGUAGUAUCAGUAAGGUUGAAGGAUUCGUUUGAAGGCCGCAAUCAACAAAAGCUAUGUCCAUACCAGAUGGCGACAGUUACUGUUAAAAAGGAGGAGGAGGAGGAGGAGGAUGAUAGCAGCCAGCAACCAGCUGCAGUGGAAGAUGAUUGCAGCCAACAAAAUUAUCUAAUCCCUGGCUACAACAUGAUCUUCAUCAAAGAGGAGGCAUAUGACGAUCAAGAGGCUGAAGGAAGUGCAGUGAAGAGUGAACCAGAAAUAUGGCCUUCAAACUGCAGCACAUCUGGCCGAGACUAUGCAACAGAAGUGGGUGGACUGAAUGAGCAUUCAAUCUCUCCAGUGGAAAAGUGCACUGAGUCAUCUGUGGCUGGCAAAAAGACCAAGCUCUACAGCUGUGCUCACUGUAGCUUUAUAACACCAUGGUUCAGUCAUUUGAAGGUACACAUUAGAAAACACACUGGAGAAAAACCUUUCAGCUGCGAAUUUUGUGUUUUUAAAAGUGCUAGGUUAGGUGAUUUGAAAGCACAUAUCAGAACUCAUACAGGAGAAAAACCAUUCAACUGCAAGUUUUGUGACUACAAAAGUGAUCGGUUAGGUAAUUUGAAAACACAUAUCAGAACACAUACUGGAGAAAAACCUUUCAGCUGCAAGUUUUGUGAAUAUAAAUGUGCUGAUUCAAGUAGUUUAAAAAAACAUAUCAGAACUCAUACAGGAGAAAAACCUUUCAGCUGCGAGUUUUGUGACUUCAAAAGUGCUCAUUUAGGUGAUUUGAAGAAGCAUACCAGAACACAUACUGGAGAAAAACCUUUCAGCUGCAAGUUUUGUGAAUUUAAAUGUGCUGAUUCAAGUAGUUUAAAAAAACAUAUCAGAACUCAUACAGGAGACAAACCUUUCAGCUGCGAUAUUUGUGACUACAAAAGUGCUAGGUUAGGUCAUUUGAAAGAACAUACCAGAACACAUACUGGAGAAAAACCUUUCAGCUGCAAGUUUUGUGACUUCAAAAGUGCUCAUUUAGGUGAUUUGAAGAAGCAUACCAGAACACAUAGGUACUGGAGAAAAACCUUUCAGCUGCAAGUUUUGUGAAUUUAAAUGUUCUGAUUCAAGUAGUUUGAAAAACAUAUCAGAACUCAUACAGGAGAAAAACCUUUCAGCUGCGAGAUUUGUGACUUCAAAAGUGCUCAGCUAGGUAGUUUGAAAGCACAUAUCAGAACACAUACUGGAGAAAAACCUUUCAGCUGCAAGUUUUGUGAAUAUAAAUGUGCUGAUUCAAGUAGUUUAAAAAAACAUAUUAGAACUCAUACAGGAGAAAAACCUUUCAGCUGCUAGCUUUGUGACCAUAAAAGUGCUGUCUUAGGUACUUUGAAAAAACAUAUCAGAACACAUGCAGGAGAAACAACUCCUAGCUAAGCAUUUUUAGGGCCGGUUUCCAAGCUCAGGAUUUAGAUGAGUUCUAGACUUUAAACAGCUGGAGUCAGAAAAUUAGCUUUCCAAAAUGGGGUGUAGUCAUAGUUUCUAUGAUAAUUUUUUUUCUCAUUUCUAGAAUUUAGAAACGUUUUUCCUUGUCGAAAUGAUACAUUCCUAAAUAUUUCAAAAUAUCUGAAACUUUACACUAUUUUUUUUUAUUUUGUGUUCAAUUUUAUAUUUUUUUUGUAAUUUAAACAUCAACUAUGACUACACCUCAUUUCAGACAGCCAAUUUUCUGACUCCAGCAGUUUAAAGUCUAGAACUUAGCUAAAUCCCAAGUUCGGAAACUGGCCCUUACAAUGGCUAGUCUCGUAUAGAAUAGUCAUGUCCAUAAGUCACAUACUUUUCAAGAUAUAUGCGAAAACCUAAAAAAAUUUUACCUUUGACAUUUUAACCAUUCCCACCCCCCUUAGAACAGGGGGUAGUAGGAGUGGAGACUCUUGAUAUAUGUCUAUCAACUUACCCUAAACAGAGCUGUGGGGUCAAAGAUAGUCUGCCAGACAUUUCCACUGUACCCUAUUUAGAGCAUUUAUUUCCUGGACUAUAAAUGUUUAGGGAUGAAACAAAAAACAAACAUUCAACAAUCUCAAAAUAUUAUAUUCACAUUGUUCAUCACACUGAAUCUACAGAAUGGGUGAAAAAUCCGAGAACGGCUUAAUAUCUCAUACACAAAGGUAAUUUGAUGGUGGGUGUGAUUGGGGAUCUUAUUCAAAUUGAAAAAACUACUUUACAAUGAUUUUAAAUAUCUGGAUCCGCCAUAUUGAAUGCAACUUCAUUUUUUUAAAUAGGAAGGUGGUCAUGCAAUACAUGAUUUCGAUAUGGAAUUUCAAGAAAAAAUGAAUGCCGGAAACCCCAUAUCGUUAUCUCAAACCGUUUAGAAGAUAUUCACAUUAUUAAUCAACACCACUCAUGUAUUUCAUUUCUGAUUUGCAUGGUACUGAUUGAUAAUGUGAAUAUCUUCUGAACGGUUUGCAAUAUCGAUGUACGGUUUUCGCCAUUCAUUUUUCCUUGAAAUUCCAUAUGGAAAUCAUGUAUCUCAUGACCACCUUCCCAUUUGAAAAAAUAAAGUUGUAUUCGGUUUGAGAUAUCGAUAUGCAGUUUCCGCCAUUCAUUUUUUCUUGAAAUUCCAUAUCAAAAUCAUGUAUC